Gopherus evgoodei (Goodes thornscrub tortoise) is the source of this 474-nucleotide messenger RNA. It is a transcript of the gene MSRB2, whose product is annotated as methionine sulfoxide reductase B2. Gene Ontology annotation, cellular component: cytoplasm. NCBI's taxonomy places the organism in Eukaryota, Metazoa, Chordata, Testudines, Testudinidae. Gene Ontology annotation, biological process: response to oxidative stress; protein repair. Gene Ontology annotation, molecular function: peptide-methionine (R)-S-oxide reductase activity. The record is from RefSeq and is a predicted model, not a curated record.
AUGAAUGCUGAAGUCUCUCAAUAUGACAAGUUUAAAGAUGUGGGAUUUCUGACUAGAUAUGACACAGCUGUCAUCACUGAUUGGCAAAAGAAAUUUACUCCAGAACAGUUCUAUAUCACAAGAGAAAAAGGAACUGAACUGCCAUUUUCUGGAAUCUAUCUGAAUAACAGAGAUCGAGGAAUGUGCCAUUGUGUAUGCUGUAAUGCCCCAUUGAUCAGUUCAGAGAAGAAAUACAAUUCUGGCACCGGAUGGCCUUCAUUUUAGGAAGCUUUUGAUGCAUGUGGUUCACAUUAAAGCAAUACCAAUAUCCAGAGGUGUCCAGAUACCUCAUUGGGAUCAAUCAGCAUGGAAGUCAUUUGCAAGCAAUGUGAUGCCCAUCUUGGUCAUGUGUUUGAUGGUGGUCCCAGACCUUCUGGACAAAGGUUCUGUAUGAACAGUGUUUCGUUAACCUUUAAACCAAGCUUAGACUAUUAA